This is a messenger RNA of Melospiza georgiana, 1600 nucleotides long. It is a transcript of the gene CCM2, whose product is annotated as CCM2 scaffold protein. Gene Ontology annotation, biological process: heart development; vasculogenesis. The record is from RefSeq and is a predicted model, not a curated record. The transcript is spliced from 10 exons. The coding region runs from base 91 to 1443 and encodes 450 amino acids. Lineage: Eukaryota; Metazoa; Chordata; Aves; Passeriformes; Passerellidae.
AUGGCCGCCGCCGCCGCUGCCGCGCGUUGAGGCCCCGCCGCUCACCCGGGCCGGGAUGCCCCGGGGGGGGCCCGGGCCGCCGCCGGAGCCAUGGAGGAGGAGGGCAAGAAGGGCAAGAAGCCUGGCAUCGUGUCCCCGUUCAAGCGCGUGUUCCUGAAGGGGGAGAAGGGCCGGGACAAGAAGGCCCAGGAGAAGGUGACGGAGCGGCGCCCGCUGCACACCGUGCUGGUGGCACCGCCCGACCGCGUGGAGCCCGACCUGCUGCUCCACGACUACAUCGAGAAGGAGGUCAAGUAUUUAGGGCAGCUCACGUCCAUCCCGGGGUACCUGAACCCCUCGAGCCGCACGGAGAUCCUGCACUUGAUCGACAAUGCCAAGAGAGCCCACCAGCUCCCAGGGCAGCUGACCCCAGAGCAUGAUGCUGUCAUCAGCCUCUCUGCCUACAACAUCAAGCUGGUGUGGAGGGACGGGGAGGACCUGAUCCUCAGGGUGCCCAUCCACGACAUCGCCUCCGUCUCCUACAUCCGGGACGACUCCGCACACCUGGUGGUGCUCAAGACAGCUCAGGAUCCCGGGAUCUCGCCCAGCCAGAGCCUGUGUGCCGAGGGCUCCAAGGCGCUGACGUCGGGCUCGCUGUCGGAGAGCGCAGGGGGGCCCCUGGAGUGCUGCUGCCUGGUGGUGCUGGCCACGGAGAACAAGGUGGGUGCUGAGGAGCUGUGCUCCCUGCUCAGCCAAGUCUUCCAGAUCGUUUACACCGAGUCCACCAUCGACUUCCUGGACCGCGCCAUCUUCGACGGGGCCUCGACGCCGACCCGGCACCUGUCCCUGCACAGCGAUGACUCUUCCACCAAGGUGGACGUGAAGGAGCCCUUCGAGGCAGAUGCCAGCACUUUUUCCUUUGCAGACACGCUGGAAGCAGGGGACACGUCCCCGUCCUCCUUCUCCGCCCGCCCGUCCCCGCACGUCACCACGGCCAGCGAGAGCGAGCUCAGCACCACGGCCACCGAGCUGCUCCAGGACUACAUGAUGACGCUGCGCACCAAGCUGUCCUCGCAGGAGAUCCAGCAGUUUGCCAUGCUGCUGCACGAGUACCGCAACGGCGCCUCCAUCCACGAGUUCUGCAUCAACCUCAAGCAGCUCUACGGGGACAGCAGGAAAUUCCUGCUCCUGGGCCUGCGGCCCUUCAUCCCCGAGAAGGACAGCCAGCACUUCGAGAACUUCCUGGAGACCAUCGGCGUCAAGGACGGCCGCGGCAUCAUCACCGACAGCUUCGGCCGCUACCGCCGCUCGCUGGGCCCCGCCUCCGCCUCCAACGGCACCGCCGCCGGCAGCUCGGACGAGCAGUCCGUGCCCUCCGAGGAGGACGAGUGGGACAGGAUGAUCUCGCACAUCAGCAGCGACAUCGAGGCCCUGGGCUGCAGCCUGGACCGGGACUCGAACUGAGGCAGCCCGGGAGCUGGGGCACGGUCACCCCCGGGACAGAGACAGCCCCGAGGGGGGACAGGAGCUGCUCUCGGGGGGACCCGGCACACAGAGACACCCCCGGGGGGGACCUGGGACAGAGACACCCCCUGGCACACAGAGACAUCCCCAGGGGGCA